UGUUGUCAACAAUGAAAAUGACAAGACGUAUAGCAGAGUAAUUUUAAUUUAAUACUAAAUUCACAAAAUUGUUGCUAAUAUUUAUUGUACUACGGCAAACAUGUCCGACGUGAGCGACAACGACUCUGUGUCGUCGGUGGAGGAAAUCUUCACGAUCCGCCAAAUCCAACAACAGAGUCCUCGGCCGAUUCCGAGCAACAUAAAACACGCCGUGCCUUCCCGUGGCGGUUUCGUCCGAGAAAUACACUCCAGCGAAAGGAUGCCGUCGGCGGUGCCGUCGGCGGUGCCAAUGCAGCUGUGUCCAGCGAGAGAGAACAACAACACGGUCCUGCUCGGCAAAUUCCCACCGAUCAUUACCCUGAACGUGGGUGGGGUCCUGCACAUGACCCGCCUCUCGACGCUCCUCAAAUACUCGGACUCCAUGCUGGCGGCGCUCUUCAGCGGCCGUUACCAGGUUGACCAGGACAAAGACGGAUACUACUUUCUAGACAGCAAUGGGACGGUCUUUAGCCACAUCCUCGAAUACCUGCGUUACGGCACCCUCCCUCCCAACGACAUGGUGUUGUCCGUGUAUCGCGAAUCAGAAUACUAUGGCCUGCACAGCCUCACGGAGAAGCUAGAGCUGAAACCAGAAAUCGCCUCGUUACAAGUGAAAGAAUCGCAUCGUGCCCAGUUCCCAGGUUACAACAACACCCGCGAUGAGAUUAUCCGGACAGCCAUUGCCAAUGCGGCGGUAAGUAAAGUCGGUGAGGUGAUCGUGCACGCGUUCAGGAAGGAAUUCACCCCCAGGGUGCAGAACUUUAAUCCGAACCACGGGUGUAUUGUGGAGCAGGCCCACGUGACUAUAGGACCCUGGGAUUCGACGGCAUCCGAGGAAAUGCUGAUCAAGUGUCUGGAGACUGAUUUAAUGGACGAGGGCUAUGUGGUGAAACCACACGAGAGUCGACGGAAAUGUAAAUACUAUUACGGACAGACGUGUCAGAAGUUUGUAUUCAAGAUAACAAUAGUCUUUGAAUGAACAUGUUAUGAAUUAUGAAUGGCAUGCAUUGUUGAAUAUUUUUAUCGAUGAUCAUACGUUCCAGGCAUAAAAUAGAUGUAUGUGUUAUUUCUUAUUUGUAAUUCAAACAGUAGAAAGUGCUAGUCAGCAAAUAGUAUCCACAAUGGCAGAUAUUUGUACUAAUUAUUGUACAUUUGUUUUCCUCGUCUUUGUUGAUUAUUAAUCCCAGGAAUUUCUUUACUUUUCCUGAGAUCCAUGUACAUGUAAUUGUUUUUUAAUGUAUUUUUGUAAUUUUAAUUUAUUUUGCUGACCUGAGUUUUAGAGAUAUAUUGUUUUUGUUUCUUAUAUAAUUAAUUUUGCACUACUACAAAUCUUCAAUCAUGAACCAAGAUGAUCCAAAACAUUGUCUCUGUCAGAAUUGAUUUUUUUUAGCAAAAUGUCAUAAAUAUUGUAUAAAUUAGUGACAAAAAAGCUGCAAUAUUGAAAAGCCGUAAAUGUUAGGUUUUUGUUCUUUUUACAAUGCCCUAUCAUUAUCAGGGUCAGCAGCUCUAGAAUACUACAGAACUUGCAAUACAUGUAAUAAUUAUCAUUGUAAACUGUUAUUUUUUGUUGGUAAACUUGUUCUACAUUUCCAUUAUAGUAUUCAAAGGGAAGUAACCCAGUGAAGAAGUAAUACAGGGUUUGAAUCCAAGCCAUUAAAAGACUUCUGCGUUUGCCGACACUGUAACGUAUUUCCGACUAACAGAGCCUUUUUAAUGACUAAAAUUGCAUAUUAAAUAUACUUUUUUGUUUAGAAUAUCAGUGUCUAUAUUUAUAAGGUAUUAAACGAGCAAGGCUACUGUUUUGUAUCAUGUUUAUGUCCAGAGUGAAAUGAAUUUUCAAUUGUCGUGAGCUUUAGCAAGUGACAAUAAAAAUUAUUUCAUGAGGGAAAUAAACAUGAUAAAAAAUGGUAACAAGUUUAAUAUCCUAUUUAUUACCCAUAAUUUAUCUUAAUUUAUUAUUUUGUACCACUUAUCUCACUUUGAUAUGUACCAAGAUAUUUUUAACCAUAUGGGUAAUAAAUAUGUUCAUUCAAUUUGUUUCUUGAAAAAUUUUUUAAGUUUGAGUGACUACAAACAAUAGGGCAAGAAUAAACAUAAUUGAUAUAUAGAAAAUGGUAUUCUGAACCAUUUUAAAAGUCCCUGUUAGUCGCAACAUCUUAACAAUGGCAUCAAACUCAGGACAGUCUCGUUAUAAAUUUAAUUCCUUCUCCAGUUUGGGGAUUUUAGUCCUUUUUGAAUUGUUAAACUGUGAUAUUUUAUUCUAUAAACAUAUGAAGCUGCUGUUGUGUUUGUUCAUUGUGUUCAUCAUUUUAUAAAUAUGUUGGUCAUUGUACAUGUCUUUAAAACUUUUAUUGCACAUAAUGUUGGGUAGAUAUCAUUUUGAUAAUUAUUGUAUGCAACACAGACAAUGUCCGAUUCCAUUGUACAGUGAAACCCCUCUAAACCGGACACCCUUGGGCCCAAGACAUAUGUCCAGUUUUAAGAGGGAUCUGAUUUAGAGAAGUUAAGUUCUGUCCUGGUUUUUAAAAAGGGACUCUGUAAAACGUCCGGUUUUGAGGGAAUACCGGUUUACAAAGAGUCCGGUCUUGAGAGGUUUCACUGUAUGUGUAUGUACUUUGAAUGUAUAAUAUUUAUUAUAGACAUGAAUGUUCAGUUUUGAUCCAUUGUUAGUUCAAAGGUUAGAUACUGUUGAUAUAUUUUAAAAUACUUUUUAGUUAAAGCUGAUUAAGCAAAAAAUAGUUAGGUGUUUCAUUUUGGUUAAGACUUUAGUCACUUAAAUAAGUACAUGUAUCUUGUUUUGUUAUGUUUUAUAUGCAUUAAGACUUAUAUUUUUAUGGAGUACACACAUAGUAUAUUGAACUAUGUACCUCAUGUAUAUUUUGUCUGUGUUUAUAGGUUUACAUUGUGAUUUCUAAAAUACAUAUCCAGCAGAUAGAUAUUAAGCCAUGCGUGUUGAGUGAUUAUAGUUUAUUAAAGCUGCAGACCCAAGUUUUCGUUUCAUAUCAAACACACUUGCCACUACUUCAAACAUCAGGAUGAGUAAUUUAAUGGAACUCUAUGGUCUUUAUACUGAAUGAGCAUAAAAAAUAUAUAUAUGUUUCUGGGAACAUGUUAAAAUAUAUUAGUCAGCUUUUUAAUUUUUUUACUAUUUUUAACCAUAUGGAUUCAAAUAAAAUACUAUGUAUUCUUUUCACCAACAUAUUAAUAAAUAAAUAAAUAAAUAAAUAAAACAAAUACAUGCCCCCUCCCUCCUUUUUUUUUUUUUUUUUUUUUUUACAUUGGAGUUUGUUCUUUUUUUUUUAGGUAGGGUUGGGUUCCCAGAAAUAUGCAAUGUGUUUUUUAGGCUUAAUGUAAUGGGGUUUUGGGGUGUGUUUUUUUAAAAAGCUGUAGUAGCAAGGAAUAUUUUAUACUGCUUAAUAACCCAAGAGCUUUUGUUGUAAAAGAAUGCACUACAUUCCUAACCAGCAGGGGUUGUGGCUAACAUACAUUAAAUUCUUUACAAAAAUGUUUUUAAAGUGUGAUAUACAUGUAUAUAUAGCCCCCUGUAUAAAAUCAAUCAUAUGCUAGCUAUAAUGAUUAUGCUUGUAAUAUAUGUAAUAUGCCAGUACUUGAGAUGGGAGAUAGGAAAUGAAGGAAAUGAUUUAUUUAACGAUGCACUCAACACAUUUAAUUACGGUUAUAUGGAGACCAGAGUGGGUAAAGCAUGCAAAUCAAUAUGGUUUGGUGGGUGAUUGCAAGUGGAAAAGAGAAGAGAGAAAAAAGCAAGAAGGAAUCCAUUAAAGAGAAGAAGAAGGAAUCCAUUAAAGAGAAGAAGAAAGAAUCCGAGGAUGGGUAAAGAUUAAAUCUGAAUGACAAAAAACUAUAUUCCAUGAACAAAUUUGCAUCUCUGCACAAGGCAGAGUCGAAAGGAUGUUUGGCACAGUCGUGAUUGCUUUGGAAGAGAGGGAUGGAAAGGAAUGGAAUUUUGUUUUUAAUUUACAAAGUUUUAAACUAUUAUAUUUAAUUAUUUUUAUUAUUAUUUAUCAAAAUCACAUCUGCACAAAACAGUCAAAACGAUAUCUGGCAAAGUCGUGAUUGCUUCAGAAGAGAGGGAUGGAAAGGAAUGGAAUUUUGUUUUUAAUUUACAAAGUUUUAAACUAUUAUAUUUAAUUAUUUUUAUUAUUAUUUAUCAAAAUCACAUCUGCACAAAACAGUCAAAACGAUAUCUGGCAAAGUCGUGAUUGCUUCAGAAGAGAGGGAUGGAAAGGAAUGGAAUUUUGUUUUAAUUUACAAAGUUUUAAACUAUUAUAUUUAAUUAUUUUUAUUAUUAUUUAUCAAAAUCACAUCUGCACAAAACAGUCAAAACGAUAUCUGGCAAAGUCGUGAUUGCUUCAGAAGAGAGGGAUGGAAAGGAAUGGAAUUUUGUUUUUAAUUUACAAAGUUUUAAACUAUUAUAUUUAAUUAUUUUUAUUAUUAUUUAUCAAAAUCACAUCUGCACAAAACAGUCAAAACGAUAUCUGGCAAAGUCGUGAUUGCUUCAGAAGAGAGGGAUGGAAAGGAAUGGAAUUUUGUUUUUAAUUUACAAAGUUUUAAACUAUUAUAUUUAAU
This is a messenger RNA of Gigantopelta aegis, 4626 nucleotides long. RefSeq names its product BTB/POZ domain-containing protein KCTD7-like. The record is from RefSeq and is a predicted model, not a curated record. NCBI's taxonomy places the organism in Eukaryota, Metazoa, Mollusca, Gastropoda, Neomphalida, Peltospiridae. Gene Ontology annotation, biological process: protein homooligomerization. Gene Ontology annotation, molecular function: protein binding.